Molecule: messenger RNA, 4974 nt
Organism: Symbiodinium pilosum
Lineage: Eukaryota; Dinophyceae; Suessiales; Symbiodiniaceae
Source: the annotation of a GenBank genome assembly
AUGUCCAGGCCCGAAGCAGAGCCUGACGAUGUGGCCGCUGCGCGCCACGAAGUGGAAGCGGAGCUUCGAGCACGCCAGACUACGCUGGACGCUGUCGGAAGGGGCGGUGAAUCCGGUGUAUCGACACCUGACACACAGCUUGCGAUCAAGAAGGACAGAGACUUCGUGCGUCGCAACCUGCCGAUGAACCUUCAGCAGCAGUACCUGCGGCGUGUUUCCACCCUUCCAGACAUCGUGAACAGGAAAAUCAAGGUCCCAGUCUUCCACAAGCAGCUCUACACCGAGGAUCCGCGGGUUCGGGCAGCGACGAUUCGCAUGGCCCAUGGCAUGGAGCCGCCGCACUUCAGGAUGGCUUUGGAAGAGUCUGCAAAGAGCGGGUCGAAGUGGUCGCAGAUGUUCCGCCCAGGUUUCAAUGACAUAGUCAAUGAGACAUUCAAAGUGGGCGCGAAUGCUUGCAUCUUGGCCAAGACGUUCUUGACGAACAAGCAGGAGCGUGAGCAGUUUCUGCGCAUGCACGUCAAGGACUCCAACGGCAUUCUGUGGUUUGAGCUGCAGCGGGAGCUGGAGAGCAUCUACUACCAGAGGAUUGACUUUGUGGAUGUCCAGAUGUACCAUCCCUUUGCCUGGGGCUUUCCGGACUCCUCAAAGAUCGCGACGCCCAACCCUGGUGAGCCGAUCGAUCCAUUUCACGGAUGGUGUGCUAGAAAAAGCAUGGACAGCGUUACGGAGAUGGAGGAUGUAGACUUCCUCUACACCUUGCGGUUGCGCUGUUUCCCCGAAAGCACAUUCCAGGCGCUUUCGCUUGGGAAGAUUCCGGCCUUCAUUCAGCAGUACAUCGAUAUUCACAAGGACACCCUUUCUGAUGCCGAAGAGGAGGAAGAGGACAGGUAUCAUUUUUUGCUCAUGCUCAACCUUGUUGAUCCUCGACCCUUGGGCCUUUACCAGCCUCAGGAGGAGGGCGCCGACAAAGCAGCAGAAGAAGCUGGGGCGAAGUCCGGUAUAUCGAAGGAUGAAAUGUUGGAUUACGGUCUCAGGGAAGAAGAGGAGACCCAAGCCUUGCCUGAAGACAUCAACCGGCAGCAGAAAGGCAACACUGGACCGGAUGUGUUGGAUGCGCAAAUUAAGCAGUUCAAGCUGAAAGGCCUUAGUGCCAUGCGCGUUUUUCUGCGCACCCGUGGCAUACCGGACAACAUGAAGCAGUGCCAAAUCACACCCAAGAUGGUGAAGGACAUGGCUGCACAGCUGGGUGUACGUCCACACCCCGAUCUGUACUGGUAUUGCAUGUUUGCGCUUCGCUAUUCCUUGGCUCCCGAAUGGGAGGUGAUCGUGAAGCAAGACACACGCUUCUAUGUCCACCUACCGUCGGAUCGCAUGCAAAUUGUGCACCCGAUGAUCAGGCGGUUCCGUGAGCACCUCGAGGACACUAGACAAAACGAGUUCCUCUGGGAGUACCGCGGGUUUGUGCAGAUGAAGUGCAGCGAGUGUGGUAUUCCGGACGCGAUCGUCUGGUGUCAGCAGUGUACAGACUACUUCUGCGCCACUUGCUUCCUCUCAUCGCACAAGACUGCGCGAGGGAAGAAGCACUGGCCGUCUCCCAUUCCCGGCUGCAGAUACCUUACAGCUUCCGAGGCUGCACGCAUGCACGACCAUCUGCCGCUCCUGAAUGUUGGUUUCUCCAUGCGCCGACGGUUCCUGGCGAGAGACAACCAGUCUGACCGGAAUGGUUCCAGGAGUGGAGAUACCUGGCUGUUUUUCCACGCGGACACCUUUGAAGCAGCCCUGCUGCAAGCACCGGAGAAGCACUGGUUCUUGAAGCGCCUGAAGCCUCCGCGACUAGCGCCGACAGCCGAAGGCUACUACUACAACUUCCGCAACGAUGUGAUUGCAGAUGAUCCUUCGCACAUCAUGUCGAAGGCGCACGAGCAGAAAGCAAUCGCUCUGCUGCAGAAGAACAUCCGUGGUGCCAUUACACGAAAGCGCAUCAAGCAAGAGCUGCGGGCUGCAAAAAUCAUCCAGAAGAGCAAGCGGAUGUGGGAUGUGCGCAAAGCCAAGACCGACACGGCGAGAAACCUGCAGCUGCUGAAGGGUUGGUACAUGCGCUACCAGGCAAACGAGCGCCAGUCGAGGAUGCUCCACCGGGUGACACGCUUUCAGGCAGUUUGGAGAGGCUACAUCGUUCGGUGCGACCACUACCAAACGAUGAAGGACAUCACCCGCUUCCAGGCGAAGUGGAAAGGCACCUUGACCAGGCGCCGCCAUCAAGUCCUGGUGAAAGCUGGCCUGACCAUUCAGCGAUACUACCGCGGUAGGCUAUAUGGUCGAAGGCCAAUGCGGGAGAUGAACGAGGCUGCCUCGAAGCUCCAAGCUAUGGCGCGGGGUGUCGCUCUUCGGGAAGCUCGGCGGGGCAAAAAUCGUGCAGCUGCUUACGUGCAAGCCCACUGGCGCGGAUAUGAGGCUCGCAAGAUGACAGCAAGGAGGUUGGAGUCUGUCAUCAUGCUCCAGCGGAAUUGGCGCAGAUUCCAGUCGCAGUUGGACGUCAAGGUUAUCCUGUACGACAGGAUGGAGACCGUGCGGCAGCGAUUUCUGGAGCUGAUCCGGUCAAAGCUGGAGGGUUCGGCAGCUGUUCUGAUCCAGAGGAACUGGCGCCGGCACUCUGAGUAUCACCGGGUCGUCACGAUGAGGAAGACCAAGGCUGAGGCUGACAAGAAGAUCAGCACGCUUCUCACAGCCUUUUACACCGCAGCCUCAGAGAUUCGACACUACAUCCAUCCGUGGUGGCGACAUCUGCCUGCAGAGAUCCAAGAGGUCCUGUCUCAGGUGAAGGCCUCGAUGCAGCGAACCAUAGGUCUCGUGCACGUGACAGGAAAGCUGGCCAAUGAAGAGAUUGGGAAGCGAGGCCUGCGAGUGUCUGGGCAAGAGCACCUGCAUUAUGAUAGUGACAAGCCUGAUUUGGUUUCCCACAUGCUGCUCUCGGUCACGCGGCAUCUGCUAAACCAGAUUCCGGCGGAGGCUUUCCCGGACACCGUGGAAUGGGCCUGCUACGCCAUGUCGCACCAGGCUGUGAAGUUCGCGCUCAGCAGGGCCUGCAUCCAGCGGGAGAUCAUCCCGGUGGGCAAAGAGAUCCCUCCGCAUCCCGGGGACUCGCUGGCCACGCUGUGGGAGACAAGUGGUACGGUCAAGCACCACCAUGACUGGCUCAUCACUCUAUCAGAGGAAAGCCUGCCAUGUCUCGUGCUGAACACGCUCCCUGCCAGUCAUCGCCACGUGUACCUGACAGCAGAGGUUUUGGUGACAAUGCGACAGGCAUUGGAGUCACCGACGAUCUCCACAGAAGACCAUCUGCGAUUCCAAGGGCUUGAUGCCACCGCAGGUGCCCAGAUGAUGGAAGUCCUGAGCAGCGAGCUGGACCAUCGUCUGCCGCACGACUGGACUCAGCAGCAUGGCACAGUGGCGGCGCUGGCGCUUGUGCUCAGCAACCACAUGAAGGACUUCACUUCAGAGAAAGACAAGGACGGAAAGACCCUGACGACCAAAGCCAAGGCCAAGUCCAAGUCGAAGGCCGAUCCAAAGGCAAAGGGUGCCGCUGCGGGGAAGAGAAAAGAGGGAAGAAUGAGUACUGGUCUGGAUAUUCCCAGAGAUGGCGAUGCUGUGUCUGUGGCCACCACCACGCCGGGUGCGUCGCCAACUGCGCCCUUCUCCACGCCACUGCCAGAAGGUGGUGCGCUGUCUCAUUUCACCCGAGCCGCAACGAUGCGGGUCCUGCAGCAGGUCGGAUACUUUAUGCGGGGUCAGGACGAAGCCAUGCAGAGUGUGCUGGCCAAAGGUUCUGCAGAUCCUGCUUCCCCAAAAGCUGGAGCUGGUAUGCGUGCUAACCGCUUUGUCUCCGUCACGGACAAACUGUUCGAGAUGGCGGACAGAGCCAUGCACGACCAUUGCUCCUUCGUGCUCGCUGUUGUUCUUCUGCACAUGGUCCUCAGAGGGCUGCAUCUGCGUUUACUGUAUCACCGAGCUGCUGUGUCCAUCCAGCAGAGAUACCGCUACAUCAAGCUGCGGGGGCAGAAGCAGAAUGCUAUCGCACCCGCAAUGCGAAUUCAACGACACUGGCGUGGGCUUCGCGCCGCCUUGGGCAUAAUGCGCAAGGACGACGCUGCAUGGAAAAUUCUCCGGAACUACAAGGCGUGGAAAUGGAACCUUCGAGCGUCCAAGCUCCUCAACUCUGUACUCCGAAUUCAGAGAGUGUGGCACAGUUCAGUGCACCGGAAGUGGAUCAAGCGCUGCCACAAGGCUGCGGCCUGCAUCCAGCGCCAUGCAAGGGGCUUCGCGGUGCGGCUGAUGCUGGAUAAACCGGGAAGAGAGCUCACCGGCGUCUGCCAGCAGGAAAUCGAGGAGCUCGUGGUCACUAGAAGUCAGAUGUCAGAAACACGUUGGUGGGCCAAAACUGCCGUUCGGGCAGCCAAGGCUCGUGUCGAGAUGGCACGGCAUCGCCAGCGCAAUCUUGACAGGAAUCUCAUGCAGGGUCUUGGCCCCAGGUCUGACCAGGCCAGGCUCAUGGACAAGCAGAGGCGGCUGAGGUACAAGGGAGCACUGCAGCCUGCCAGAGAAUCCGUCUUCGAGCCUUUCAUCUUUGCGCUGGCACGACUUGAUGCUCCUGAGCCUCGGUAUGGUGCGAAGCGUUCGCCCGUCAUGGAAGAGGUUGAAAAAGCUCGGAAACAUCUUGUCAGGUGGCUUCCGGCCGCCCCGCCCCCGCUGCCUCAUAUAGCCGCUCGCCGAGGGCGCCGUGCUGUCUUGGCACGGCGCAUUGCAAAGAAGGCACGGCACGCGCAGCCCAUCCCGGAACCCGACCUGGAGGAGGAGGAAGAGGAUGAAAGUGGCCAGCUCAUCGUGCGGCAGGAUGGUGCAGAGCUGGAUGAUGACGAAUUCCAGCACUGGAAGCAUCGCCUGUUCAAGGUGGCACCGUACCGCGCCGCCUCCUGA